GUGGAGAGAAGGAGGAGGGUGGGAGGUUAGGGGGCGUGGAACUAGGAGUGUUAUUGCAACUUCCACUGAGACAAGAGAUCAGUUCUGAGUAGAAUCAAAAUCCAAGAAACAACACUUCCAAGAUGGCGUCGCACGUGAGUGGAUUACUACGAGUUGCAUCGCGGUGCCAACUGUUAUGAUACUGAAGAUGCGCAGCAUAAACGACGUGUUAUUUUGAACAUUCAACAUGACCACCACAUGGAUAUUCUUUAUUUACAAGAGCACCAGGACUGUGGGUCGUGGUCUCUUCAGUUCUCGUCUUUACACAACACUUCAUCUAGUACCUUACAAUUCCUCUAACUUUUUUCUUGGGCGCUUUCUCGCUAUUGGAGCACCUUUUUGUCCCGGCUUGGGGAAUUAGCCACGAGCACGAGCAACGCAUAGUCAUCGAUUGGGAUGGAGAUGUGGAUGAUCUCGCAGAUGCAAAAAACGCAACUGCUAUGCUGCAAUCAUCAGAACCAAGUCCAAAGGUUAACAAUAAAGCGCAGGGAAAAGCGACGAAAAAGCCGCAGGAAACGACGUCGAAGCAAAAGGCGAAGCCAAAAACGAAGCCAAAAACGAAGCCAAAAACGAAGCCGAAGGCAAAGGCGAAGGAAAAGGCGAAGGGAGAGGCGAAGGAAAAGGCGAAAGCAAAUUUGCGCGCCGUCUGGUAAUUCAACCGCUAAGUCUACCACUGGCGCACGAUUAGAGUGCUCAGUCGUGAAGCCAUAUUACCGUGAUCAGUCACAGUCUCGCACCUUUAUUAUUUUUUUCACGGUGAUGCCUGUUACACUGACACUGACUUAUUGUAGAUUACAUCGAGUUCCCAAAAAAUGCAAAAUAUCUUUUGUUUUUUUAGAAAGAUCGUCUCUGGAAUUCUAAGGCUCUGGAGCUUGUAAUACGUAUAGACUUGAUGAAUGUUGUACAAUUAUUAAAUAUAUUUUUGAUUAUAAUCUCCGCAUGUGCGUCAGGCCGCCGGUGAGAUGGAGGAAGAGGGAUGCAAAAGCCCACGCGAAGGCACUGGUCGACGCAAUGGCAGACGUGAGUUUGAAGGAAUUCAUGGAAGAUGCCCGGACCCGUGCCAAAGCAUGGCUGACCCCGACAGUUGUUGUGGCUUACCGCUGGGGUUUGCAUGAGCGCUUGGCCAGGGCUAUUGUCAAAGGAAGCAGGCGAUUGCGCCACGACAUUCAACGAAGAAUGAAUAUGCUGAUAAAUUACGGGCACUUAACAAGUUUCCGUUUCGCGUCGCCCGAUCUUUUCUAGUUCUUCGCGCCCAGUAUUUUUCACUAUCUUCAAUGCCAUUGAGCGAGCAAAUGCAACUAGUAGCUCUGCCUAGGAUUGGCAUUCAUUGGAUUUGGAAAGCCAAGGCGACGCAUUCGUUGAUGUCAACUCUAAUAAUAAGAACGGGAGCAAGUCGUGGUGGAGGCGAAAAGUGAAGAUAUUAUUAACUCUCUCGGCAGCACGGUGGCCGAAUUGAUUCGACUAAAGGCAGAGUCAGGCGACCCAAAUGAAAUAAAACAGCUGCAGCGUGAGGCUCGCAGGCUGACGUGCUACCUCUUAGAAUUCCACUUUGCGGCUAUGGCAGAGGCAUUCAAAAUGUACCUCUUUUAUUCAGUCAUCUUCAGUUUUCAUCGGUUUUUAAUAUGUCUCAACCUAUCUUGCAUCUUGGAUAUCUUCGGUUUUGCAAGCAUGCUUCUCUUUCUCAUAGAAGAAGAUACACACUUACUUCACUUCCUUCUUAAUAUUUGUCUCAGGCUCAGGCCCAGGGGAAAAAGCGACGGAGAAGAAGAAGUCCCACGCGAAAUGCAGCCCCAUUCGCAUACGGGGAAAAGGAAAGCUCCACCUCCAUCUAUCGUACCCGCGCAUGCGGACAAGAUCAAGAGAGAAGCGUUGGGCCUUCUCGAGUAAGAAGCGACGCGCCACCCUCUUGGCCUGGUGUCCGUGUCUACUUGAAACUCAACGCGCCAUCAGCGGUGAAAGGAUCGGCUUUCUAAAUUACUUGAUUGAGUGUAACGAAACAAACUUUUUAUUUAUGCACUGGAGGAGCUUGCGGACCCAAGUAAAAGAAUGUGUCGCAGUGAGUACCUUGUCAGUUUUCCAAGUUCAGUUCUGCGGCGAGGGGUCUUCGGCUCUGCGUCUAGACUAGUCGCCGCCCUUUCGAAGUGGUCCGCUCGCUCGUUAUCGUCAAUUCCGAAGGACAUCCUAGCGGCCCUGACGUAUGUCGCGCCAUAUUUGGCCAGCGUACUGCGUCGGCCUUUGCCGAUAAUGGAGAGGGGCACGCCAGUGGGCAAGUUCUUAGCUUUCUGUGGUCUAACAGGAUGCGCCUUUAUCGUUCGGCUGCCGAUAGACGUGGCACGUGCUAAAUCUGUGGAGUCGCGUAGUCGAAUCUUCCGGCGAAUCAUCGAAAAGCCAGCAAAUGCGGACGCGGUGCACCUUGAUAGACUGACCGCGGAGGGCGUGGGCCCAUGAGGUCAGCGGGCUCAAAGCUCUUGCGUCAGAAAAUAUUUUGGGAGAAGUCAGAAGUGUGCCAGCUCAGCGAAGGGCUCUGCAAAGCGAUGCGCAUUCUGUUUUGGCCUGCUAUCUACUGACAGGAAAGCCCGAGACCCGACGCCACAGCUGCAACUCGAGGAGCUACGCAAGACGGCGGCGGAAGCAGUUAACGCGGAAGCAGAGUCUGCGUAGCUCUACGAUAGUGCAACAAACCGGGGCAGAAAGUUGGAAAGCUGGCGCACGGGAGACAGGUGCAGGCUACUCGCUGUGGGUGGGUUCAUCGCUGUUCGCCGACCCUUGGCGCGGCUGUGGGUGGGUGGGUGGGGUUGUGGUUCGCGCUGGGGCUUCGAUGGCUUGGCUUUUGUUGUGGGUGCCUAGUGGUGGCGUCUUUGGUUGUGGUUUGGGGUGGGUGGGUGGGUGGGUGGGUAGAGUCUGCGGCCCCCGCUGCGGUUGUCGUGUCCUUCUGGAUAGCGAAAAAGUAGCCAAAAAGUAGCCAGCUUUCUCGCUUGGUGGGAUCCGGAUGAUACUCAAAGUAAGGCUUGGCCACGUGAGAAGACACACCCCUACGGCAUCACAAGGAGGGCCGCGCGUAGCUUAGCCAGAGCGCAGCACUUAGGCGGGGGCCGCUGGUUACUAUACUUUGUGGCGGAGACUUUCUAAGCGCACGCGCUUGCUUUCCUUUUACAGGCUUACUUUCUAACUAGAAGGCCGGCAAGUAACUUAGACCCCGCGCCGAGUGUCCCCUCGUAGAUUUUCUGCCUUCAGAACUUCAGGAAAGCGCGCCUGGGGUCAUGGGAUGCCUAGGGCGUUCAGCUAGCGUCUUUAUUCGCGCUCGCUACGGGUACGGCUUAGCUGGUGCGCCUCGUGGCUGGUUUCGCGCGUUAAAUAACUGAGAAACUUGCUGAGGCUGGUUCUCGAUCGGCAGCGACGCUGUGACCCGGGUACUUCUUUACUCGUUAGUGUGUGGCGCCGAAAGUGCAGCCGUUUUUGGUGAUGCGUCCAUGGAUGUCUGCUACAUCUAGGAGGGGCGGACACUAAACAACUAGACGAAAAGGCUGGCGAAGAAGUAGAGCCACUCGACUCCCCCCAGGGAGGUCGUAAGGGUUAUGGCAUAUCUCAGCUUGGCUGCAUCUGCAUGUAGAUGACACCCGACCCCUCCUGGAGGGGAUGGCCGCGGGCUUCGUGAGAUCUGCAAACAGGUAGCACGUUGCUUCCCCCUUGGUGACGACUGGAAAGAAGGCCCUGGACCUUUGUGGCAGGGCUUUACUCUUCUCGGCUGUGGCUUAGUCGUGCGGCGGGGUGCUAGUGGUAAGCGAUCCCUCAGGGCCUUCUCUUGCGAGAAGGAUACUGAACUCGUCCAAAUUUGCUGCAGCGCCUCUCUGAGACAGCACAGAGCAGACCACGAAGAGGCCCGAUAAAUCAUGCAGCGCCUCGCAGUUCGUUGUGGUUGGUUGAUUAAACUGGACAACUGACAAGGCUUGGCCUGAUUUGUUUGCGGCACUUUCACCGGGUCGGGAGCGGUUGUGAGUCUUCUCAUCUGGGGCCACUCAGUGGCGCCACUGGAAAGCCUUGCGCGAAACUUCGAGAGCAGAGCUCCGCCACGGUCGUGGCAAUGAAUGGAAUCCGAACGCGUCUGAUUCUGAUGAAAGUAGAAAAGCCCCGCGUAGUUGCACUAGCUGUCGCUGGUUAGUUACAGUCGCCGCAGUUCUUUCCUCGCAGUUUUCGCGCUUUCGUUUUUCAUCUCUGACGGUAACCGGCGUAGACAGCUAAGUACGACCAACACCAGCACGCCAACGGGCCUGGGGUGCGACUGUGUGGCACCUCUUUCCGCUUCCAGUAAGCCGGCGCGCCAUGGGUUCCCGCUUCUUUGUUGUUUUGGCGAGCUCGCGUAGUAAGUUAGCUAGCUGUAGAUUGGACAGCACUCUUGGCGACGGCGACAACGCUCGGCCAUCACUCACGUAAAGAGUUCAAACGGGCACAAGAGUCCAAGAAUGGGCGGGGCGUUAUGUUGCGAAAAGCAUGCAUAGGGGGCAGGCUUUGGCCUAAAUUCUUACGCGGUAAGGCUUUCGACGUCGUGGAUGUUGGAACGCGAUCAAUGCCGAACCUUUUGCGCCGCCUGCCUCUUUUGAUCAAGGCGCCCGCGACGGCUAGGCAGGCUGUUCAUAGGGCCUGGCGCAAAGGUUGCGGCAUUGUGAUCCCUUAACUUGUUACACCCAUCAAAGUCCCCCGUAGGAACUAAAAAAGCGAUCUGUUAAGCACACGCUUAGCACUCCGCGCGUUUUUUUCUUUCUGUUCUCCGGGCAUCUAGAUUGAUCGAUGACGAAAGGCAGCUUGCUGAUACUUGUCAACAUUUUCUUACGCCGAGGCCGACUCGAUUGGCAGGCUGAGGCUUAUUUUUUUUUCAAAGUGAAAGAAGAAUCUAGAGCAAAAGCACAAGCAAGAUGCUGCAGUCGAGACACGUAGCGAACAAGCCAAGGCGCUCGCGUAUUCAAAAGGCAAGGGCGUCGCAUGUUCUCCGCGAGAGUAUCUCGCAUUAGAUUAUGCUAAGUAUGGCCCAGCGGUCUCAAGUUUGUCGCCGUGUGCGCUCCUCAGCGUAGCGCCUCUGGCUCGUUGCUGUGUCGACCUUGCUCGCGAAGCAUUUGAUAAGUGUCACGCGUCGCAAGUUUUUUGGUUGGUGGGUGUGAGAGGGGUCCACACUGCGCCAGUCUGUUGGGGUUCGUUGUUUUCUUUUUAUCUGUUGAGAGCUGAGCCACAGAAAAGACAAAACUUUGGGGCGGCUUAGUUGCGUAGAUUUGUUGACUGAGUAAGGCUUAAGGUGAAGAACGGACUUGACCGGCAACGCUCUGGAGACAUACACAAGACAGAAGCAAGUGGCUGGACCUUUUUCAGCAGGCGCCUGAAUGCAUUUGAAUCAACACCACGCAACCCAGCGCGGCGCUUCUUUGGUAUCUAUUUCUAUUCACCGCGGCCAUUCAUCGGAGAGGGAAGGGCCUAGCGUUUAAGAAUGUUAGAAAGGCCCUUCCUUCGCCUAUAAGGUCGCCUUUGCGCUCCUCACUCGAUUGGCCUUAAAUCUGGGGGGCUGUGGCGGUUCUUGCGUCUUGCUGUGGCCUCGCUCGGUUCUUGUGGGAGUUGUGUCUUGGGUUGUGGCAGUUGUGUCCUGGGUUGUGGCAGUUGUGUCCUCAGUUGUGGCGUAGCUUGUCGAGGUUGUGGGCUAAGUUUUAUGAAGUGCGAAUCUGAACACCAUGAGACUCCGAAGAAUCGCGUAAGCUUUAUGGCUUCCUUUCAAAUUCGAACAGCCUGAGAGAGAGCGGAGCCGGGCCCUUUCGUGUGCUUUCUGUCUCGCCACCUCCACCUCCACAACUCGCCACAGCUUUCACAACUUCCACAACUUAGCAAACACAAACUCAGCCCCCACAACUUAGGCCACAACCCCCACAACCCAGGCCAGAGCGUCCACAACUCUCCACAGCUUAAAAGUAAUAAAGUGCAACUUUUUCGGAGGGUUUUGGUCUUUCUAAGAAUGGCGAGCUUGUCAAUAUUGCGUUACUUUUUAUUCGAAUGCAAGCAGCUGCAGCGCAGCAAAGAAGAAACAAGCGCUGGGGGUUUUAUUUUCUUUUUUUGUGGAUGGUGCUCUUGUUCGUUAUUUCUGUUACCACACUCCCACUCGCCCACUUCUUCUACGACGAACUACCUUUGUUACCCAAGCUGUUGUAGCUGUAGACGCGGACACCUGACUGACAUGGCCACGGGUGGCGAGUGGCUACGUCCAUAUCGAGAAAUCUAUGGAGGAUUGGGCGACACGAUGGCCGCAACUUGGAAGUGGUUUGGGCAACGACUACGUCACCGCCGGCCGGACCAUAUUUAACGACCUUCGUCUCGACAUAGAAUCAGCAUUCAUCGGAGCUUUGGCGCAAUUGGUGGAGGAUGAGGACAGCAAAAUCUCUUCUCGUUAUGGAAAACCGCGCCACAGUAUCCUAUCUUAUCAGGGUUUAUCUUAUAUAAUAUACCAUAAGUAAACUAGUACUAUAUGCUUACUUAAUAUGCAAGAACAACGUCGUCCACCUCUGUAGGCGGCAGACACAAAAUGAUCGAGAGGGUUCCACCGUAAUCGAACGGGUGAACACCUCACAUGCAGCGACCCCCCCCACCUCCUGAAUAGAUAUUAUAAAUCAAUCAUUCAAUCUUUCUUACGCCGAGAGACCGUUUCAGAAGACUCAUCUCAUUGGAGAUCAACUAGGAUAACAUCUAUAAUCUAUGUAAGUAUCUAAAUCAAAGUAUACUAAAGAUAUCAAUUUGAUAAAUACCUUAUAAACUUCUUCUUCGACUGUUCUAAUGUGACGCUCAGACAGAGCUCCGUGAUCUCCGUGCUGCAAAAGGUGAAGAGGCGGACGCUGACAAAUUAGAACGAUACGAUGUCGACCUGUACGUACGUGCAUUGGCCAAUGUAUUGAAAUUUUACAACCGGGACGUCUCGCCAAACUUAUACCCGAAGGAAUCAGAAUCAGCAAGAGAGACGAAGAAGGUGAUCCGGGCGCUGCUAUUCAUGGUUCUCAGAGAGGACUUCGUUUCGAAUGCCAGCGGCUCGACGACCAGCGGUCAAACGACCAGAGGCUCGACGACCAGCGGCUGGACGACCAGCGACGAAGAAGAUUCAAUAUCAUCAAGGUAAGUAACAACUUACUUACACAUGUUCACUCACUAGUCUAUAGUAUCGUCAGAUCUUCAUCAUUUUCAAUUUUAUUGAUGCAUAAAGAGGAACGAGAAGACCCCCGUCUGUUUGUAGCUAUACUUCCAGUACAGGAGACUUGAGUUUUUGAAUAUGAAGUAUAAUCCAAUCCCCUUCUCAUCUGUGACUGUCGUGGUGACUUCUCCUGCAAAUUGACUUAUCCAGGGACGAAGUAGAGAUAGACUCCGACGCUUCCACAAGAGUAUCUGCACCUUCCGACAUCGGGACUGAGUCCUCCGACAGUAGCUCCUGAGUCGCUUGACCUGGGCGGACAUGAACAUGUUGUAGGCUGGUCGGAUCCGCUACUCUAAAAUCUGCCGCCAGGACGUUAUCAUAAUAUGGAAGCAUGAGGUGUAAAACUGAAAUAAGAAACGAGACAUAUUAUUAUAUAGUUAUGGAAGAUUGUCAACUUUUUUUAUUUGUAAUACGGAGAAAAAUCGAACAAGAUCUUCCCUUUUCUUUGAGCAGCAUCUGCAUCAUUUGUCCAUUUUUUAUGUUUAUGCAGAGCAAAUAAGUACAACAUCAAAAAGAUUAUCGUGAGUUCUAUUAUGACAUUCGUUCUUGGUACCAUCAUGUACUAUCUAUGAGCUGUGAUACACCUCUUUUUCCAUGUUGCUUGUGCUUCAGCCUUUGGUGAAAGUAAAAGCUACCAUUGAUUCGCGAUUCUUGAUACACAGUCUGCGACUGCGUCCUAGAAUUUGUGGUGUCCAACCAUCGAAGAAAGCCUCUCUGAGCGUCACGAGCGGAGCA
Amoebophrya sp. A25 is the source of this 7984-nucleotide messenger RNA. The record is from the annotation of a GenBank genome assembly. Lineage: Eukaryota; Dinophyceae; Syndiniales; Amoebophryaceae.